GUGUUCAUUUACAGGUUAUCGUGAUGCUAAGCCGGUAGUUAGCUAAGCUAACCGACUACAUUAAGAGAAACCCGGUCUCACACCGUUCGGGCGCCUCAUUUCUUUUGCAGAACAGACUGUCUGUUAUUGACCUGACUUCCGGCUUGGUUCGGCUACGAUGUCCUGCAGCGGUAAAUCUCUGUGGUUUUUACUGCGGCGGUGUGUCGCAGUCAGACAGCUAACGGUACCGACAGCUUCACGCAUCUGCGGCUUCACUCAGCAGCGAACUUUGACUUCGGCGGCCCGGACAGCCUGUCUCCAGAGACUGUGCGAGCUGCAGCCCGCAGUUAGAAGCAGCCAGAGCCGCUUCUGUACUAAGACAGGAGGAACCUAUGAGGAUGACUACCCACCUCUGCCGGCCUAUCAUCCUGAAUCAGAACCAGAGUCCAGGGAGGUUUACAUUGUGCAGGUGAAAGGUCUCCCAUGGUCCUGCACCACUCAGGACCUUCUGCAGUUCUUCUCAGAGUGUAGGAUACGUGAUGGGGUGAAAGGCAUCCACUUGACUUUGGACAGGCUGGGGAGGCCGUCAGGACGAGCCUUCAUCGAGAUGGAGCACGAGGAGGACGUCAGCAAAGCACUGGAGAAGCACCGGCAGUACCUCGGCCCACGAUACGUUGAAGUGUAUGAAGUGACAAACGGUGACGCUGAAGUCAUCCUGAAGAAAGCCACCCAGCCUCUAGGAGCUGAUGGCGUGGUGCUGCUCAGAGGGCUCCCCUUCACUUGCACUGAGGAUGACAUUGUCCACUUCUUUUCAGGUUUGGAGAUAAUGGCGAACGGGAUCACCAUGGUCACAGACUCCAGGGGAAGAAAGUCUGGAGUGGCUUAUGUGCAGUUCACGUCUCAGGAAGCAGCUGAUGAAGCGCUGCAGAGAGACCGAGAGAUCAUAGGGAGCAGAUACAUCGAGGUGUUUCCCAGCAGAAGAGAUGAGAUUCACUCGACCUGGAGGAAGAGAACGAGUCCAUUUCCGCCUCAGUCAGUGGACAGGAGGAGUGUCCCUGAAAACAGAUCACCUGCUUCGCCUCCUCCGUCACUUCACCUUCAGAGCUCCACCGUACCGCUACACUACAUCCACGUGAGGGGACUUCCUUUCCAGGCUUCUGGGGAAGACAUAGUGAAGUUCUUCUAUCCUCUGGCCGUGUGUAAGAUCCUGAUUGAAUGCGGUCCCGACGGCAGGCCGAGCGGAGAGGCUGACGUUUACUUCCACUGCCACAGAGACGCCGUGGCCGCCAUGUCCAAAGACAGGAUGAACAUAGGCGAGCGAUACAUCGAGUUAUUUCUCAACUCUGUUGCAGACGGUGAUGGCAGGUGAACGUUGACACACAGGAUUCCCGUAUCUAUUUUCCAGCCUGACGUGGACAUCGAAUAAACAUUCCUGGUGUCAAAGACAAAGCAGUCCGUCUUUAUUUAAUCAAAUGUAAUAUUCCUGUAAUGCUUUUUUUGAUUUUAUUCUGGAGGUUUGCAUCUCCACUUUAAAAUGAAAGAAAGAGGCGAACACUUGUAAAUGCUCAUGUUUAUUGUAAGCCAAGAAGCUGU
This is a messenger RNA of Pundamilia nyererei, 1572 nucleotides long. It is a transcript of the gene grsf1, whose product is annotated as G-rich RNA sequence binding factor 1. Gene Ontology annotation, molecular function: RNA binding. The transcript is spliced from 10 exons. NCBI's taxonomy places the organism in Eukaryota, Metazoa, Chordata, Actinopteri, Cichliformes, Cichlidae. The record is from RefSeq and is a predicted model, not a curated record. The coding region runs from base 158 to 1348 and encodes 396 amino acids.